Linum tenue is the source of this 1557-nucleotide messenger RNA. The record is from the annotation of a GenBank genome assembly. Lineage: Eukaryota; Viridiplantae; Streptophyta; Magnoliopsida; Malpighiales; Linaceae.
UGAUAGUCAGUAGCUCGAAAUAAGAACAUCAAUCGCGUCCCAGGAAGACGAAAGAAAAAGACUACCAAAUUGAAGAAAGGAUUUUGUCCGAGUAUCGAAGAAGCCAGCGGCAGGAAGGCUUUCGAUUGUUUCUCUGUGCAUAGUUGGAUAUUGAGCUCUCCGCCACUUUCUGUUCUGGAACUGCAAUCUUCGAUUCUAAAACUACUCUGGAUCGGUUCUUCUAGCAUUGGAACAAGGUGAUACGAAUUGGGCAGUUUAGAAGGUGAAACAAAAUGGUCUUGCGAAUGUAGACUGCACAAGAAGUCUCUUGGCUUAAAAGUAAUUGUUUGUCAUUCUCAAGCAGGUGGGGAUUCCUGGAAAAGUGAUCAAUGGAGGGUGACAGGCUGAACUCCCCAAGUACAUGCGCAGUUAUGCUUGAAGCUUUGGGCCAUCAACUGCAGUUUUCUCAGGAUCCAAAUUCCAAGCACCUGGGAACCACAGUUUGGGAUGCAUCUAUGGUACUUGUCAAAUAUUUGGAAAAGAACUGCAGAAGGGGAAGGUUCAGCCAAUCCAAGCUUAAAGGAAAACGUGCUAUUGAACUUGGAGCUGGUUGUGGAGUAGCUGGGUUUGGAAUGGCACUUCUAGGAUGUGAUGUAAUUUCAACAGAUCAGGUCGAGGUUUUGCCAUUGCUUAUGCGAAAUGUUGAACGUAACACUCGGAGAAUUCUACAAUCAGAACAAAGUUCAGGUUCCUUUGGGUCGAUCAGGGUUGCGGAAUUAGAUUGGGGAAACGAAGAACAUAUUAGAGGUGUUGCCCCACCAUUUGACUUCAUCAUUGGAACUGAUGUUGUAUACAAGGAGCAUCUGUUAGAGCCUUUACUGCAGACCAUUUUGGCUUUAUCGGGCCCUAAAACCACAAUCUUGUUGGGGCAUGAGAUUCGUUCUACAAAUGUCCAUGAGAAAAUGCUUGCGAUUUGGAAAAGCAAUUUUGAGGUGAAAACCGUACCGAAAUCUAAGAUGCAUUAUAAGUACCAACACCCUAGUAUUCAGCUUUACAUCAUGGACUUCAAACAUAAUGGUGGCGGGAUAAGAGCCGUGAUAGACCAUCAGCAAGCUGAUGUAGAAUCAGGAUCAGAAGUAGUGGAAGAGGAAGAGGAGGAUUCUCAAGCUAGUAAUGAUUCUGUAGUCGAUAAUGUUCGAGAUCCUUCUUGUGAGAUUACUGAUCAAGAACAGCAAGCAGUGAAGUCGCCAGAGGCAGGGGGGAUCACCGAUUGGGAAUCGAUGAGGAUUGGCUCAAUGGCUGCUAGGCUUCUGCGUGAUGUCAAGAUAACUUGACUUUUCCGUACACAUGCACCUACAGCAACUACUGCUAUUUAACUCGGUAGUUAGAUGCUUGGUACAUCCACUGUGAUACAGAAUUUAAAAGAAAAUGAUUUUUGUAGAAACAUGAUCAGUUAGCACUUAGCAGUUAGCAAUUAUGUUUCUUCGUUCGCAUAACUCGAGCAGCGUAAAAGUGAUGAAAGCUUUGGUUAUGUGGUGCAAAGGUUGUUUGCUUUUUGGACAAGGAAGAAGGCAGGAG